UGCGUGCGCGCACCCGAAACCUUGCGGAGCUAUGAUGCUGCCGAUGGGGAAGAUGGCGAAUCUGUGGAGUAUGGUUACCCACUGCAGAAGCUGAGAAAGAGGGAGAGAAGAGAGAAAACACUACGAAGGAGAGGGUGUGAAAUUAAACUAGAUAAUGAAGAAAGAGCGGCAGCCUUGCUAAGUAAUACGGCUCCUUUGAUCGGGAAAUAGAACUCGCUCCAUCCCAGUUCCCCCUUCCCAGACAGAUUCAUAAAUUGCCCCAGUCCAUACGUUUUCCAGCUAACUAGCUAGCUAGCUAACUGGUGAGGUUAAGGGGUGUUGGGGUGGUGGUUCCAGUGAGCCGCCACGAAGGAAGCACCCCAAUUAAACGCUUUAAAGACGCGAGGGCUCGUUGCUGGGGUCGCAGCGAGGCGAGGAGAGAGGAUAGGUGGUCGGAAGGCACUGCUACCUAGCUAACUAGUAAGUUAGCUAGCUAGCUAUCAGACAAGCAGUAUGUCCUGCUCUUCAGACAGUGAGGAUGACAACUUUGUUGCCAUGGACACAGAGGAGGGCGCGACAGAAACGGGACCAAGGCCAGGGCGUGUCACAAUGGAAGAGGCGGGGCCUCUGGCCCGUAAAGGUGGCGGAGAGAGAGCCAGGGAGAAGGGACGUGUGAGGGGCAGAGUAUGCCGGAGGGCCAUGGGGGAGCUGCCUGAGGAAGUGCUGGAGUAUAUCCUGUCCUUCCUCUCGCCAUAUCAGGAGCACAAGACCGCAGCCCUGGUGUGUAAACAGUGGUACAGGCUGAUCAAAGGUGUUGCACACCAGUGUUACCAUGGUUUUCUGAGGGCUGUUCAGGAGGGGAACAUUCAGUGGGAGAGCCGGACGUACCCGUACCCUGGCACCCCCAUCACGCAGCGUUUCUCCCACAGUGCGUGCUACUACGACUCAAACCAGUCAAUGUACGUGUUUGGUGGCUGCACCCAGAGCAGCUGCAAUGCUGCCUUUAAUGACCUCUGGAGACUUGACCUCAACAGCAAGGAGUGGAUCCGGCCCCUGGCUUCUGGGUCGUACCCCUCCCCAAAAGCUGGGGCAACUCUGGUGAUGUACAGGGACCUGCUGGUUCUGUUCGGAGGCUGGACCCGGCCCAGCCCCUACCCUCUGCACCAGCCAGAACGCUUCUUCGACGAGAUCCACACCUACUCCCCAUCGAAGAACUGGUGGAACUGCAUAGUGACCACCCACGGGCCUCCCCCCAUGGCGGGGCACUCCUCCUCGGUCAUCGGGAGUACCAUGGUGGUGUUCGGGGGCUCGCUCGGGGCUCGGCAGAUGAGUAAUGAGCUUUGGGUUCUGGAUCUGGAGCAGUGGUCAUGGUCCAAACCCCCCAUCACAGGCCCAUCUCCCCAUCCGCGUGGGGGGCAGUCUCAGAUUGUUAUUGAUCAUGAGACCUUGUUGAUUUUGGGAGGCUGUGGGGGUCCCAAUGCACUGUUGAAGGAUGCCUGGCUGUUGCACAUGGGCGCCCCCCCAUGGACGUGGCAGCAGCUGCGGGUUGAAAACGAUGAGCACGGUGCCCCGGAGCUGUGGUGUCACCCAGCCUGCAGGGUGGGCCUGUGUGUAGUGGUCUUCUCCCAGGCUCCCUCUGGCCGUGCCCCCCUCAGCCCCAGCCUCAACUCCCGCCCCUCGCCCAUCAGUGCUACCCCCCCUCCCCUGGGCCCCGACCCCCCCUCUCUGCGCUCCCAGUCUCCGGUGCGGAGCGGGGCGGCGGGCGUGGUUUUGGGCGCGGCUGAGGAGGCCCCCUGUGUGAAUGGGCGCUGGGGCACACUGAGGCCGCGGCCGUCCCCCCGAGGCGGGGGCAGGGACUGGAGCCCUUCCUCAUCCCAGCAGCAGUCUCCCUCCCGCGGCUCUGACAGCCCGCCCUUACCGCCGCUGCUCAACGGCUCCUCCCCCUCCCCCCGCACCAGCCCCGCCCAGGCCGCCUCGCCGCCGCCCCGUCAGCCCCCCGGCCAAUCGCACCCGCCCAUGCCCCCCGACUUCGGCUGGGAGUCCCCGCCCUCCUCCACCGCCGUCACCGCCCUGGAGCACGCCAGCACCAACGGGCUCCACACCCCGCCCGGCUCCCCCCGCAGCCCGGCUGGGGCUGUGUCUCCCGGGGCCCUGCGGCGAGGACUGGAGGCCGUUAAAGCCCUGUCUUCCUCUUCCCUGUCCUCCUCUUCCCUGUCUUCCUCUUCCCUGUCUCAGUCGCAUGGCCCCGCCCCUGGGGGAGGGGCCUCUGCAGGCACGCCCCCCUCCUCCUCGUCUUCCAGCCCACCCCAGGCAGGGGCAGGGGUUGACGGACACUCCAUCCCUCCAAUCGCACGCCGUCUGGGCCACCACCCGCCCCAGAGCCUGAACGUGGGGAAGCCCCUGUACCAGUCCCUCAACUGCAAGCCCAUGCAGAUGUACGUGCUGGACGUGUCCCGAGCCAAGACGGCCGCAGUGGUGUCCUGGAAGGUGUUCGGGAGCGGGGGUGCUGUGGUGGGACCACCGGAAACCAGCCUUCACACCGUGGUCCAGGGCCGGGGAGAACUCAUCAUUUUCGGGGGCCUGAUGGACAAGAAGCAGAACGUGAAGUACUACCCAAAAACCAAUGCCUUGUACUUUGUGCGAGCCAAGAGAUAAUGCUGCAGUGCAGUGUGGGAGGUCCAGAGAACUGCGUCUGAGAGAGCGGGACCUAGAGGGAGAAGUGUGGGGGUGGUCCGCCCUGGCUUCAGAAACAGAGGGGCUCUGUAGACCACUGCGUCUGAGCGCUGUAAAGGGCUGUGCUACUCCAGGUGUGCGGGAGAGGGAAACGAGCGCACUCGCUGUCAUGGUUCUUCUAAUUCUCUUCUCUCCCCUGCCCCCUGUUCCCCUCCUCUCUUCAAAUUUUGAAAGGUCUUGUCGAAUUCUGAAGGCUUCAAAUGUGCAUUGGACUUUGUGGACGCUUUCUGUGUGUGAACACAGCUGUUAUAACGCUAACGAGUGAGUGACCUCAAGCUUGUCUCCUCCUACCUACGCAACUCUUCGAGAGGUGAAGAAGAAGAGAUGGCCAAAACCAAGACGAAAUCAAGGCUUCAGCCACGGCUCUCUCUCGGGCUCUCCGUGUCCAUGCAGAGGGGGAAAAAAUAAGGACACGGAGAGUUUGACUGCUCGUGUGCGUGCGUGCGUGCGUGUGCGUGCGUGCAUGUGCGUGUGCUUUUUAAUCAGCCUUUUCCGUUGAUGAAGAAGCACUUUCAAAGUGCAUUGUUUACAAGGAUGAUCGCGUGCGUGCGUGCGUGCGAGCGAGUGGAAGUGUUCAGUCUGCGCUAUGCUCCUGCUUUCGUGGGGUUGAUGAUUGGUUGGUGAGCGCUGAAAUUGAAGAGGAGCGAAUGUGGUAGCAACACUUUAUUUGAAGAAGGCAGCGCAUAAAUAAGGAAAUGAAUCACAGAGAAUAAAAUGGAGACUGAAUUUGA
Messenger RNA from Conger conger (European conger), 3443 nucleotides. It is a transcript of the gene fbxo42, whose product is annotated as F-box protein 42. The record is from RefSeq and is a predicted model, not a curated record. Bases 493 to 2634 code for a protein of 713 amino acids. Gene Ontology annotation, molecular function: protein binding. The transcript is spliced from 10 exons. Lineage: Eukaryota; Metazoa; Chordata; Actinopteri; Anguilliformes; Congridae.